GGUCGUCACGUGACAUUCCCAGUGCGUCCUGCAGCCAGUUUGUCCUCAACACACACGAAAAGAAGAAGAAGAGGAAGAGUUUGUGAUUAUGGCACUGCGGGACGAACUUUUAAAGUCUAUAUGGCACGCCUUCACAGCUCUGGAUGUGGACAAAAGCGGAAAAGUUUCUAAAUCUCAGCUGAAGGUGCUGUCACACAGUUUAUGUACAGUGAUGAAGAUUCCACAUGACCCCGUGGCACUGGAGGAGCACUUUAAAGAUGAUGAUGAGGGUCCAGUGUCCAAUCAGGGCUACAUGCCUUACCUGAACAAGUUCAUCCUGGAUAAGGUGACAGAAGACUUUGAUCGUCAGGACUUCAACAGAAUGUGCUGGACGCUUUGCUCCAGGAAGAAUCUGGAGCAAAGUCAGCUGCUCAUCUCUAACGAUGAUGCCUUCAAGGUCUGGUGCAUCUUCAACUUCCUGUCUGAGGAUCGAUACCCACUGGUCAUUGUCACUGAGGAGAUUGAAUACUUUUUCCGCAAGCUGACAGAGGCCAUGGGGGGCAGCUGGGUGGAGGAGAGAUUUGAGGACUACAAGCUCAAACUGAAUGCCAGCCAGCAGUGUCUGUCAGUCUGGGAACUCAUCACCCUGGUGGGGUCCGGCCACUUCAGCAAGGGCAUUGAUCGGCAGACCCUCUCAAUGGGCAUCCACGAGGUCUACCAGGAGCUCAUUCUGGACGUGCUCAAGCAGGGCUACAUGAUGAAGAAGGGUCACAAGAGGAAGAACUGGACGGAGCGUUGGUUCCUGCUGAAGCCAACCUCCAUCUCCUACUACGUCAGUGAGGACCUGGCUGAACAGAAAGGAGAAAUCCUGUUGGAUGGAAACUGCACUGUGGAGCCUUUAGUGGAUAAAGAGGGAAAGAAGUGCCUCUUCCUGAUCAAGGUGGCAAUGAAAAGCUUUGAAAUCAGCGCAUCAGACAAGAAGAAGAAACAGGAGUGGCUCCAGGCCAUUCAGACAUGCGUCACCCUGUUGCGGCUUGGCCGGCCGGCACCGCACCGUGAGGCCCGGCAGAAACGGAGGGACCAGCGACUGAAGCAGCAGGCUGAGCAGGAAGAGCUGGAGCUGAGGAUGAGGGAGCUACAGUCAGCAAAUGAGACCAAACAACUUGAACUGGAGACGAUGAGGAAGGCCCUUGAUGAAGCGGCGAGUAACGCAGCAGAAGAAGAGCGAAGGCGUCUUCAGACCCAAACAGAGCUCCAGGACCGUUACAGGAUGGACCUGGAGAGAGAGAAAAUGGUUCGACAACAGAUGGAGGAGCAGGUGGCCCAGAAGUCUACUGAGCUGGAGCAGUACUUGCAGCGGGUCCGGGAGCUGGAGGUCAUGUACCAUCAGCUAGAAGAUGCUCUGGAGGAUGAGAGGCGUGCCCGACAAGAUGAGGAAGCUGUGCGCAAGCUGCAAGCACGGUUACUGGAGGAGGAGGCUACGAAGAGGGCGGAGCUUGAACAGAUCCACCUGCGGCAGCAGCGGGCUAUUUCAGAGACCGAGGCUGAGAAGCAGGAGCUGGAGAAGGAGCGCGUGGCCAAAGAGAACGCCCUACAGGCUGCCAUGGUACAGCUGGAGCAGCUGCAGCGUGAGAGGCAGGGGGCGCUAGAGCAGUAUCAGACUGUGAUGAAGAAGCUGGAAGAUGCAGCCAAUAACACCAAGAGCUGGAAGCACAAAGUUGCUGAACAUGAGGGUUUGUUACGACUCAUUCAGCCAGGUUCAAAAGGGCAGCAGCUGAUCACCAACUGGGGACCAGCAGCGUUUUCUGAAGCAGAGCUGGACCUGAGGAUGAAGAAAUGGCGUGAGGCGAAGAACCAGUCGACCCAGUCCCACUGAACCUAAAACUCAGAAGAUGGAGCACAAGCUGGUUUUACAGUGGAAUCCAAAUGUCAGAUUUAACACACAAGUGAAGCAUGCCAGAUCAGUUUGAAAUGAUUCAUUUACCACCUUUUAUAAUUUUAUCAUUCUCUGUGGGAUUCAUCUGGCAAAAAGCUUCCUGAACUCAUAACAGAGCAAAAUAAAUAAAUUAAAAAAUCUGUUAAAGUUUAAACAAGAAUGUGAGAAUUAAACUUAAAAACAAACAAAAAAAAACUUUAUUCUAUUAAUUAACAAUGUUAUUCUGUAAGUAAUAUGUCAGGGAAAUUGCCCAAACUUUCAUUCCAGCUUCAUAAAUGUGAACAUUUGUAUUUUUUGAUGUUUCAUGUAGUGUAUAUUGAACAUUCAGUGUUUGGGAACAACUCAUUUAUAAAAAUUACUGGAAACGAUAAUAUGAAUUAUUUUAAUAGACAUUUUAUAACCUAAAUGAUAAAUAAAUGAGCAUGAAAUCAU
This is a messenger RNA of Thalassophryne amazonica, 2347 nucleotides long. It is a transcript of the gene swap70b, whose product is annotated as switching B cell complex subunit SWAP70b. The record is from RefSeq and is a predicted model, not a curated record. Gene Ontology annotation, cellular component: cytoplasm; nucleus. Lineage: Eukaryota; Metazoa; Chordata; Actinopteri; Batrachoidiformes; Batrachoididae. Bases 89 to 1855 code for a protein of 588 amino acids. Gene Ontology annotation, molecular function: calcium ion binding. The transcript has 12 exons.